Messenger RNA from Pseudocercospora fijiensis CIRAD86, 780 nucleotides. RefSeq lists its product as uncharacterized. The record is from RefSeq and is a predicted model, not a curated record. Bases 1 to 780 code for a protein of 259 amino acids. Gene Ontology annotation, molecular function: manganese ion transmembrane transporter activity; iron ion transmembrane transporter activity. The transcript is spliced from 3 exons. Gene Ontology annotation, biological process: intracellular manganese ion homeostasis. NCBI's taxonomy places the organism in Eukaryota, Fungi, Ascomycota, Dothideomycetes, Mycosphaerellales, Mycosphaerellaceae. Gene Ontology annotation, cellular component: fungal-type vacuole membrane.
AUGAAAAUUCCUCGUCUCUCGACAGCGCGCUUCGCGAAAAAACCUCCUGCCAUCAAAGAUCCUGAGAAGAAUAGUCAUUCCGAGAAACAUGCUGCGAAUGGCAUCUUCGUCCGCGACAGCAUCAUUGGAUUCGCAGAUGGUCUUACGGUUCCUUUCGCGCUGACGGCAGGACUUUCCUCUUUGGGCUCGUCGAAAAUUGUGGUUAUCGGAGGUCUGGCUGAGCUCUUCGCGGGCUCGAUCUCCAUGGGUCUGGGGGCUUAUCUUGCUGCUGUGACUGAUCAGAAGCAUUAUGAGGUUGAGGAAGAGCGGGAACGAAGAGAAGUGGCAGAAUGUGCUGCUGCAGAGGAGGAAGAGAUUUAUGAGAUCUUUGAUCAGUAUGGGAUUGCGAGAACUUCUGUUGUGCCUGUAGUGGAUUGUCUGAAGAAGGAUGUGGACAUGUGGGUGAAGUUCAUGAUGGAUUUUGAACUCAAGCUUGAGAAGCCGAGCACGAAGAUGGCGUGGAUGGAGGGCUUGGUGAUGGGUGUCUCUUACUUCUUUGGCGGCCUACUGCCCAUGAUCCCAUACUUUGCCACUCGGCGAGUCUCGGAGGCUUUGAUCGCAUCCAUCGGCAUCACCAGCAUCAUCCUGCUGGCUUUUGGGUAUACGAAGUCCAGAGUCACAGGAUGCUCGCAGCGCGAUUCGGCGUUGGGUGCUUUGCAGACGCUAUUCAUCGGUGGUGCCGCUGCUGGAGUGUCGUACGGAAUCGUGAAGGGCAUCAACUCAUCCAAAGCCUUCGAUUGA